Messenger RNA from Rhizopus microsporus ATCC 52813, 305 nucleotides. RefSeq lists its product as uncharacterized. The transcript has a single exon. The record is from RefSeq and is a predicted model, not a curated record. NCBI's taxonomy places the organism in Eukaryota, Fungi, Mucoromycota, Mucoromycetes, Mucorales, Rhizopodaceae. The annotation marks the transcript as partial.
CUACAAAAUGGGAGAUUUGCUUACAAUGCUCUUUUCUUUUACAAAAAAAAUGAUCAUCACGCGCGAUCAGGCCAUAUGCAUGCUUUUCUGCGUCGAGAACAAUCCUGAAAAUGUUGCUCGUUACGAAGAGAAAAUUGCUGCUUUUGGAGAAAUUGAUAUUUGCUACGAAAAGGAUCCAAAGAAGCCUAUUUUGAAUUCAAUUUUAAAAAUCAAUGGGGAUCCUUUCACUUAUAAGAGAUAUGCUCCAAGCGUCCAGAGCAAGUUCCCAGAAAACAAGUUCUUAUUAAAUACGGCAGCAUGCCUAA